UCUCCCCCCCCCGCAGCGACGUCAUCCGGGCUCUGCAACGGCCGGGGCGGCGCGCGCCGCUGCUGCAGUUGCUGCAGGAGGAGGCGGCGGCGCGAGCGCGGGGUGAGAUGGCGUCUGCUACCGACUCCCGCUAUGGGCAGAAGGAAUCCUCAGACCAGAACUUCGACUACAUGUUCAAGAUCCUGAUCAUCGGCAACAGCAGCGUUGGGAAAACCUCCUUCCUUUUCCGGUACGCCGACGAUUCCUUCACGCCCGCCUUCGUCAGCACUGUUGGCAUCGACUUCAAGGUCAAGACCAUCUACCGGAACGACAAGCGCAUCAAGCUACAGAUCUGGGAUACGGCCGGCCAGGAACGGUACCGCACCAUCACCACUGCCUACUACCGCGGUGCCAUGGGCUUCAUUCUGAUGUACGACAUCACCAACGAGGAGUCCUUCAAUGCCGUGCAGGACUGGUCCACCCAGAUCAAGACCUACUCCUGGGAUAACGCCCAGGUCCUGCUGGUGGGGAACAAGUGUGACAUGGAGGACGAGCGUGUCGUCUCCUCGGAGAAGGGCCGCCAGCUCGCCGAGCACCUGGGUUUUGAGUUUUUUGAGGCCAGCGCCAAGGACAACAUCAACGUCAAGCAGACCUUUGAGCGGCUGGUGGACAUCAUCUGCGAGAAGAUGUCGGAGUCGCUGGACACGGCUGACCCGGCGGUCACCGGCGCCAAGCAGGGCCCCCAGCUCAUGGACCAGCAGGCCCCCCCGCACCAGGACUGUGCCUGCUAGGGCCAGCCCCCCCCAUAACACACUCCAAAAAUUGGUCAGUGCACCCCCCACCCCUCCCCGAGCCCCUCUUCUUGGGGUUCCCACGGGGGCUUUUGCUGCUGAUACCUCCAAAUGGGCUGCUGCCUCUCUAGGAGCCCCCCCAGUUCAGUUAGGCUGUGUUCCCCCUGUCGCCCUCCCCCCCCCCCCCCCCCCCCCCCCCGCCCCAUUUAUUUAUUUUUUAAGCCUGGGCUGGUAGAAAACUCCCCCUGUUCUGCUUUUAAUUGCUCCACAAGUCUGAGAAAUAUGAUUUUCUCUGUCUGCUUGCUGCCACUGGCUCCCAUUGCCCCCUGUCCCGUCCCUCCCUGGGGAGCAGGGAUGGGCCUCCUCCCCAGCGUGGGGGGGCUACGAUGGGACCCCUAAACCUCAUGUCCCAGCUGGGACUCCCCCCCACCCCCCUCCCCAGCCUGGUUGUGGUCCCACCUGCCCAAAAUGCUCCUGGGGGCUUUCUGUGCCCAGCUCUUCCCUGCCCCCUCCCCCCCACAUGGAUGGAUAUUUCCUAACUCUUGUUUAUUUGUAUAAAUAGAUGCUAAUUUAUGCUCCCGCCGUCUUCCUCCUUGUACAUAAGAAAAACUUGUAAAUAGGUGUAGGAAGUGACGCUGUGCGCGUGACCUGCUGUGCUGUGGCCGUGUUGGUGCAUUUAUUCUUUUUUUUUUUUUUUUUCUCAGUGUGGUAACCUUGCUUGUGAAUAUAUCACUUUUAAAAAAAAAAACAAAAACAAAAACCAAAAACAACCAAAUCUAUUAUUUAAAGGUUAAAAAAAAAAAUACAUGAGCGAGGCCAGCCAAGCAAGCUGUAGCAAACUAGUCCUAGUUUGGGGAUGGGGACCGCUGCAAAACCCCUGGUUUUGGCUUGUGGGGGUGUGAGUGGGGCUCAGAGGAGCAUCACUAAUUUGCUGCAGGGUGUUCGGCUCCUCAUGUGUUCCUGUAGUACCGUGCUUCUGUGGAGACUGUGAAUAAGUGGAUGUUCCUGUAGCAAUGAUGGACCUGGAGGUCUUGCUGCCCUCUUAUUUAUUUUUUUUGGAGCGCUGUGUCUUUGUUUUACAGAUUUCCCCCCCUCCACCCCCCCCAACCGUGACACCAUCUUCCUCCCUUCCUCUUUCCUAUUUUUUGUGAAGUUUACUUAUGGAAGAGUUACACUGUACUGUACAAAUGUCAAAAGUGUCAAAAGAGUACAAUUUCCUAAAAAUCACUGUAUUUAAAGAAAUGUUGUGAAGAAAUAAAUCAAUGCUGAUCA
Falco peregrinus (peregrine falcon) is the source of this 2042-nucleotide messenger RNA. RefSeq names its product RAB3A, member RAS oncogene family (gene RAB3A). Gene Ontology annotation, molecular function: GTP binding; GTPase activity. Gene Ontology annotation, cellular component: synaptic vesicle membrane; axon; synaptic vesicle. Gene Ontology annotation, biological process: axonogenesis; maintenance of presynaptic active zone structure; regulation of synaptic vesicle fusion to presynaptic active zone membrane. Lineage: Eukaryota; Metazoa; Chordata; Aves; Falconiformes; Falconidae. The record is from RefSeq and is a predicted model, not a curated record.